Dreissena polymorpha is the source of this 3857-nucleotide messenger RNA. RefSeq lists its product as uncharacterized. Gene Ontology annotation, molecular function: ATP binding; transmembrane receptor protein tyrosine kinase activity. NCBI's taxonomy places the organism in Eukaryota, Metazoa, Mollusca, Bivalvia, Myida, Dreissenidae. The record is from RefSeq and is a predicted model, not a curated record. The transcript is spliced from 22 exons. Bases 47 to 3205 code for a protein of 1052 amino acids. Gene Ontology annotation, biological process: positive regulation of kinase activity; protein phosphorylation; cell surface receptor protein tyrosine kinase signaling pathway. Gene Ontology annotation, cellular component: signaling receptor complex.
AAAAACUGGGUUAUCAUCGAAAAGGAUGUUUAAAAUAUAGAUAUAAAUGCACGUCCUUUACACUCUGAGUCCACAAAUUCGGUUUCCAGCAAUGACAAAGGCAUUAGUAUUUGGUGGUUUUAUUUUGCUAUGUGCCUGGAUCAAAGGGACGUUUAGUCUGACAGGACAUGUAUGCACGCGCCCCCAAUACUACCAGUACCGGAGUACGACAAGAUCAGGUUUAUGGGGAUGGGGAAGAACGACGGUAUACAGACUGAAAAGGAUUGAUGUGCAGGAGUGCUGUUUUGGGUGGGGGGAAAACGGACGUGCCAUACCAAUAUGCCAUACGCCGUGUUAUAGUGGCGGCACGUGCAUAGCGCCCGAUACGUGCCAAUGUCCGCCAUCACACGAGGGGGCGAAUUGUGCCCAGCUAAAGUGUUCUCACCUGAAGCCCUGUUUCCCCGGUGUGUGUAGUCCACCUGACAACUGCGCAUGUUAUGAUGGUUGGGAAGACCAGACAUGUUUAAGAUUUUCUGCUGGAAAGAAUCUGCCAAUAAUGUCAUCUUGCGCUGUGACUCUAGCGAACAUACGGCGUACAGAUCUAAAGGAACUCUUCUACUUUAGCGUUCCUUGCACAAACGAAACAGGGAGUGUUGUGAUAUGGUGUAAUCAAGAGAACUUCAACUAUGCACGGUUCACCAUGAAUUCCUUGUACAUUCCUUUGAAUGCGUAUUUCCCGAAAGAAAGAUACAUCACAUCUAGCGGUUUUGGUAUCGUUCGUAGUGAGGCAGAUGUUCUACACACUAAUAUGAACAAAACCGGUGGACCAAACCGCCUCGUAGCUCUAAAUCACACGUACAUAUGCGGCUUGAUGUCUGACACCAGCCCUUUGAAUAACGCCAGCUGCGUGAUGACAGAGAAUGACUACAUCUACAGCUUGGAACACGGAGAUGAGUUUACAGUGAAAUAUGACAUCAACUAUAAUAGUCCAGGAGCGUUGCAAAUUGUCCAAGGUCAUUGGGAUCAAAAACCAGUCGAUUUCAAAUUCGACUUUAUAGCUCCAAAACAUUGUUCGGAACACGAUGCUUUAAUGAAAUGUGCCCCAGGACAGUAUCCAAUUAUCGUGGACAACGAUAUAACUAGGAUGGCGAUUUCGCCACGAUGGAGUGGAUGGACUGACGAUUUAUCAGGGCUUGCAUAUUACUAUGUCGAGGUAAUCCGUUUGAAAACCAAUAUUUAUAGUGAAUUAAUUGAAAUGGAGCCGUUAUCGCCAGUCUUUUCGUAUAUGGAAAAAAACACAGGCUCACCAACGUUCCCGACAUAUACUCCUCCAUCGGCUGGCAUGUUCUCGAUUUUACUGCAAACAUCAGACAAGGCUAACCAUUCCAAGAUUGCACGGCGCCUUGUGUUGUAUGACAACGAAUCAAGCAUCACACUUACAAAACCAGGCUUAGCAUAUAGAAUGCCUGAUUUGGAGCAAGUUAUUGCCAUGAAGGAAGGAGAUGGUGGAAUUUACGUUGCAAGCGCUAUCAAGGAGACGGGUUACAUGUGGCAGACUUUUCAGAAUGGCACCAAUAUGACACUUGUCUUCAGUUGGGUUUCUCAUUUUGUAAAUAAGAUACACGAUGACGGAAAACUGUUAAAUACCAUUCUACCAUAUCCUACUCAAUUCCAGGAUCUAGAAGAUGACGGUGUGCUUCGAAGCAAAAACCACGUGAGACUUUGGGUUCGAGCCACGGAUAUCAUGAACAACACGCUGGCUGAUUAUACCGAGGUUCACAUUGACAACUCACCUUCUAGGGUCUCCAACAGCAUGAUCCAACAGAACAUUCUGGGCCAACAAACAUCCGAGUUGAAAAAAAAUCUCGCUAGCGGAGUGAGACUAGUGUGGGAUCUCCCGGACAAACCAUCAUGCUAUGGACGUGUUGAUAUCGUACUCAUCAUAUACCUAGGCGGUGGACAAACUAGGAACAUUCUGGUUAAUAGUGAGGAAAACUCCGUGGAUGUUCUUGGUCUUGACCCGGAUCAGGAAUACAGCGUGUCGCUGAACCUUGGAUUUGAUGGAACUGAACUCGCAGCUCUCCCGUAUUCAUUCAAAACAGCUGCCCAAGAGAACCAUCUUGACGGUGGAAUAAUUGCAGGCGUUGUCAGUGCUGUAUUGGUUCUUGUUGGAGCUAUGUUAGCAGUGUUUGUUGUUUUACUCCGGAGGGGUCAUAUGCAACCGGUCAGAAGACGACUGGACGCUAUGACAGUUCGCUACCGGAAGUCUCGGUUUGCUAGACCUCGUUCAAGUGCGAAACCUAAGGAACGGUCGUACAACAACUCGAUGUACAUGUACGGAGACAUGGACUUCGCCGACGUUGAUUCUUGGAAACUAACCAGGAAUGACAUUGUGCUUGCUAGCCUACUAAAGUCCGGAUCUUUCGCUGAUAUAUACCUGGCAAGCGUUCGGAAACGUGGAAACCAAAUGGUCGCAAAAACACUGAAACAGGGUUACACCAGCCAAGAUGCAUUCUUAAUGAAGGCCAAAAUCAACUUCUACUCCAUGGAAGUAGGCGAGCACGAGAAUGUCAUCUCCUUUGUUGGCGCUGUGAUUGACAAUACUGACAUGGGUCCAUUCAUUCUGUUCGAGUACUGCAGCAAGGGCCAGUUGAAUGAUCACGUGUCGACACUGCGAAGCAAAGUGACUGUACAAGUUCAUGAACAGCUGCUUCGCUUCUGUUUGCAAGUGGCUCGUGGAAUGGGUUUUUUGGCUGCGAAAAAGAUUGUACACCGACGUCUGGCAGCUCGUAACGUUCUUCUGGACUCUAACAUGACGGCCAAGAUUUCAGGAUUUGGACCGAUGGUUGGAGAUGGGGGAGAAGGCGGCAAUAAUGAGAAACGUGAGAGAAUUCCAGUCAAAUGGAUGGCGCCGGAAUGUUUGAAAUCAACAAAAGAUGCAAAUGAGAAAAGCGAUAUCUGGUCCUUUGGCGUAGUGCUGUGGGAGAUAUUUUCACUUGGCGCAGCACCGUAUGAUGACAUCCGAGGGAAGGAGUUGCCUGGUCGAUUAAAAAGUGGUUACCGACUUCCGAAGCCAGAACACAGUGAUGAAAAGUGGUACGCGAUGAUGACUCGUUGCUGGCAGACGGAUUCCGCAGACCGACCCACGUUCAAGGACAUCCUUACGGAGCUCAACGAGGUCUUUGUGGCCGCACCGGUGGACGAUUACUACUAUGCCGUACAAUAGACAUAAUAAUUUCUCAAGUUCAUAGGCUGAGAUGAAUAGUUUGUGGAUGAUGGUAUGCAGACGUAAAAUCCAAUGUCAAAUGCAAUAAUAAAAUGCCAGCCUUUUGAUACGACGUGGUUAGUGAUACAUGGCAAAGAAAGUAAGAAUAAUGGCUCAAAUUAUUACAUUUUUUUUUGAAUAUAUGCAUUUUUUUUUAAGUCCGUUGUAUACACAAUAAGAGCCAUGUACACACGUAAUGUAUCGGUUCAAACGUGUGACGAAGGUAAACGAUGCAUAUGCAAUACUUCGUUGCUGAACAACUAAACAAGUAAUACAAUAAACAUAAUGAUACACAUAUUUAUAUAUCUUAGGCAUUGUAUUGCUUUAUUAUUUUUGUAAUAACUUUAAACAAUGUCUAUUCUUGUUUCGAGUAUACGGACAAGAAUUUUGUUUAAAUAAAUUUGAAUUAAUGCUUUAUGGCAUAUUAAGUCUGCUCCAUUAAGGAUUUGCUUGAUUGGUAUUCACAAGUGACGUAUACAGGACAUGCACAUUGAACAGUUUGCUUUACAAUUAUAUUUAUUAUUGUAUAUUUAAAGGUAAAAAACAUUGUAUUCACAAAAAAUAAUUUGUAAUAAUUAACAAUACAUGAAUGGGUAUUAAAGCAAUAAAGAUU